AGGGCCGACUCGAUCGAGAUGUCGGCUGCGCCGUAAGGCAGCGCUACAUUUCGUUUGCGAAACAUGAGACUGUGGCUCUGCGCCUUGAGCCUGGCGGCCGCCUCGCGCAGCGAGCUGGAGCUGGAGCGCGAGGCCAAGGAGGAGCAUCUCACCGUGUGCUGCUUGCUGGGGCCUGUGGUGAACGAGAAGCACAUGCACAUCCAGGUCCUGGACUCUGCAACUGCCGGCGAAAAGAUGAAGAGCUGUCUGGUGCUCACCUUUGCGGACUGCCAGAAUGGCGACUGCGUGGCCAGCUGCGAGACGUCCAUUCAGGCGAGCAAGCUCACCUGGCGCCUCAUCCGCUCGGCCCGGCUGCAGCAGCGGGAGACGGCCACGGAGAAGCUGACGCGAGCGAACGAAGCCUUCGAGGAGCACAGCAGAACCAUGGACGAGAUGACCAAGAUCCUAGAGUCGCGCCUGGCCGACAAGGAGAAAGCCGAGGACCUGCAGGAGGCAGCCGAUGUCAAUCUGCUGGCCGCGCAAACGAAAAUGGACGCAGCCAGGGAAGUCAGGACCCCUGCGAGCUGUGAGGGGAAAUCCAACUGCUGCUGUAGCUACGUCUCGGGGAACGUCGCGCUGCCGGUGAUGGUGCAGGCGGCGACCUUCAGUGACUGGCACAAGUGCACGUUGGUGCGGCCCUAUGCGCCUUCAGGCUGGCUGGCGCCAUGGCAGCGAUGCUGGAAUUACAUGAAAGACUGCAGCGUCUGCCGAACGGUAGUCUGCGCUCACGGCGGCAAGGGCAGCUGCAACUGGAGCGGCCACUGACGCUUUAGCGAUUCGAGGCCGGACGGCAAGCCAAAGCGAACAAGCGAAA
Molecule: messenger RNA, 853 nt
Organism: Effrenium voratum
Lineage: Eukaryota; Dinophyceae; Suessiales; Symbiodiniaceae
Source: the annotation of a GenBank genome assembly